Zymoseptoria tritici IPO323 is the source of this 536-nucleotide messenger RNA. RefSeq lists its product as uncharacterized. The record is from RefSeq and is a predicted model, not a curated record. The transcript has a single exon. Lineage: Eukaryota; Fungi; Ascomycota; Dothideomycetes; Mycosphaerellales; Mycosphaerellaceae. The coding region runs from base 26 to 307 and encodes 93 amino acids.
UACCGUAAGGUAACGAGCGGAUGAAAUGAGUCAUGUUGUCUCACUGAUAGGCGCUGGCAGAUUUGCUGAACUCGUGGCGCGGUCGAUGGAAUCUCAGCACAUCGACAUACCCAGUGGUCAGACGAUGAAGGAGGAUGUCCGUCGGCAGCGGCAGCAUUACCACUGUCUUCAGGAGGACAAGAGUUUGUGGAAUCUCGCUUGUAAGCACGCCGUGAGGCAGACCGCUUCGGAUGGGAUCCUCGAUUCUGGAAACGAUCACAUCUCGAGACCUGUGACUGUCAGCUCAAUAUUUGACAUCGCAGACUGAUUGAAGAGGUCUUUCCAGAAACAGUUCGCCACCAGUCAGCAGUCGACGUUCAUUACCUUGCGAUGAGGUUCAUCGCUUGGUGAACCAUGUGUUGUGUCCACGGCCGAGGUGGAGACUCCAAAACUGUCACUUUCAGUAAUGUGGGUUCUUUUUGUGAAAUUCGUACACGACGAUCAUGAAGUCUCCGCCGCUGUAGCAUCGGUUUCGUGAUGAGGCAAGAUUGUGGGCU